AUGGGUUACUUCAAGCAGAAUAUAGCAACAGUUGGGUACGACAGAGAAAAGAAAGUGAAUUUUCGUAGAAUUAUUGCUCGACAUAUGUUGGCCUCCUCAAUUAUUUGUACUACUAGUUCAACGACCCCACCUCCCUUACUUCAAGUGUCACUUUCACCCGAUCCUCCCGUCGCUGGACAAAAGGAUACAGUUACUGUUUCCGGAAAAUUUUCGAAAGAUGUUACCAACGAUACCAUACUUGCGGUUGUAUUUGCUCAGCCAGGUGAAGGAAUCAUAGGAGAUCCCGUUAUUGUUCCUGCUUGUACUGGAAGUGGAUGUCCAAUUAAAGCUGGUGAACAAUAUACUCAAACGGUGGAAAUUCAAGCACCAGCCGAUUUACCUAAUCCGUACUUAUUGGGAGCUGCUGUUGGAAAUCCAGUUACACAUGAUGCUUUAGGUUGUGCAAUUGCUACUAUAUAG
Funneliformis caledonium is the source of this 459-nucleotide messenger RNA. The record is from the annotation of a GenBank genome assembly. NCBI's taxonomy places the organism in Eukaryota, Fungi, Glomeromycota, Glomeromycetes, Glomerales, Glomeraceae.